This is a messenger RNA of Bursaphelenchus xylophilus (pine wood nematode), 1100 nucleotides long. The record is from the annotation of a GenBank genome assembly. Lineage: Eukaryota; Metazoa; Nematoda; Chromadorea; Rhabditida; Aphelenchoididae.
AUGUUUAGAGCGAGCUUGCUUAUACUAAUCCUAUCGGUUGUGACUUCUUUUCCAACUGAGUACUCAACCGAAGCCACUAAAGAGUAUUUCUUUCUAAACGCGGCAUUGUUUUCCACUCCAGCUUCGGUUUGUGUAGAUAAAUACAUCGAUACGGAAGGAGAGUGGAAGAUUAUUGAUAGGAAAACUGUAAGUAAUCCUAGUGUCGUUAAGAUUUUGUGUAGGAUAGUAUUUGCGAUUACCUGAACCAAACUUGUGGCUAUCUUGUCCUUCGUUCGGAUGUCUACAGAGAAUACAUCGUUGUCUACAGAGGAUCCAUUGGUGAGAUAUUCAAAGCGGAGUGUAAAUUGCAUUGUAUUACUUUACAGGCAGACAAGUUGAAGGAGAGGUGGAAGAGACGUUUUUACCUCAAGUUCGUUUGGCUGGCGGUAGAGUUCAUCUUUAUUUCUACACAGCGCAGAACUCCACAUGGCAAGUGUCUCGUUUUUAUUGUUUAUAUCUUCUUUCAGGGGUCUUGUAUCCGGUAUUUUGAAAACGGAAGGUACUAAGGAUUACACGGUAGUAUUUACUGGCCAUUCCUUGGGCGGUGCUGCCUCUGUAAUCAGUGCGGCAAGAGCGGUUGAGGAAGGUUUGAAGAAUGGAAGUCAGGUAUGUUGAUAACUCGUAGAUAAAUGACGCAUGCUUUUUAAUAGGUUGCCAUCUGGACUUUUGGUCAGCCUCGAGUUGGUAACUCAGAGUUCUCCACCUACAUCGACGAUACAUUUGAUGUUGUUUAUCGCGUCGUAAACAGAAGGGAUAUUGUUCCUCACAUCCCACCAUGCUUUGCCAAAGGACUUACUGGCUGUUUCCCUGCAACCUUUGGAUACUAUCACGAGAUCACUGAAGUCUGGUACCCAGAGGGCCUUUAUGAACUUAACAGUACUUAUCAAGUAUGGCGUUACGAACUUUUUCCGUAAUUCGUUUAGAUUUGCACGAACGGAGGGGAAGAUCCAUCAUGCUCAAACAGUUUGAUCGCCAACUACAGUUGGGACGAUCAUGCCGGCGCUGAGGGGUAUUUUAAUAUUGAUCCGGCUGUUUAUGGUUCCGCAAAUUGCCAGGAUUAA